Messenger RNA from Plectropomus leopardus (leopard coralgrouper), 1022 nucleotides. RefSeq lists its product as uncharacterized. Gene Ontology annotation, biological process: positive regulation of Rho protein signal transduction; phospholipase C-activating G protein-coupled receptor signaling pathway. Gene Ontology annotation, cellular component: plasma membrane. Gene Ontology annotation, molecular function: G protein-coupled receptor activity. Lineage: Eukaryota; Metazoa; Chordata; Actinopteri; Perciformes; Serranidae. The record is from RefSeq and is a predicted model, not a curated record.
ACUUCUCUUCUGUCCUCAGGCUGGUCGUGAUGGGAAACAGCAGCACAACUUCGCCUCCUCCGUCUGUCAGCACCGCCAACAUCAGCACCAACAUUAGCGGUGGCGGUCACUCCUUUGGCGGCGUGCACUCCUUUGGCUUCCUGUGGUCCCUGCUCUUGUCCUCGGGGGACAAUUACUCUCAGAUGGUGUCCCAGUGUCAGGUGGAGACGGGUAAACUGGGCUGGUUGGGGGUGAAGAUCUUUGUUCUGGUGACGGCGUUCCUGGCAAAUGCCGCUCUGAUGUGGCUGCUGCUGAGGAGGCGGAGAGCCAUGACGGCGUCUGAGGUGCUGGGACUCAACGUGUCCCUCAUGGACGUCCUGUACUGUCUCUGCCUGCCUCUGGACAUUUACUCCACCCUCCGGGAGACGUGUCAGGUGACCCGCUCCGUCAGAGAGGCGCUCUUCGCUCUCAGCUUGUUCGGCUGCCCGCUGCUGCUGACCUUCAUGUGUCUGGAGCGCUACGUGGCGGCGGCGCGGCCCGUCACCUUCAUCAGGCUGGACCGGUGGGAGUACCGGGCGGUGCUGUGCGCCGCCGCCUGGCUGCUCACGCUGACCGUGGUGCUGCUGGGGUUCUAUGUGCGGAUGUUCGUCCUGGCUCUGGCGCUGUCCGUCACCAUCUCGCUGCUCUUCCUGCUCAUGCUGAUGAGUCUGCUCGCCAUCGCCGCCGUGUUGCGUCAGAGCGGCCCGGGCGAAGCUUCGGCGUCCAGCGCGCCGCUGAAGAGACGCGCUCUGAAGAACAUUGUGGCAGUGAUGGUGCCGUCGGUGGUGGCGUACUCUCCUCUGGUGGCUCUGGUCCCGUACGUGUCCGUGAUCGUCUCGCAGCCGUCGGAUGGCGUCAGCGCCGCUCAGUGCCGCGUCCUGCAGGUGCUGCUGCUCUUCCCGAACUUCGGCCUGUUCAUCGGCCCCGCCUUCUACCUGUCCCGCUUCAGACAGGUGAUCUGCUGCGGCCGAGAGCAGCUGAGCCUCAAAACACAGGCCGAGUAG